AUCAUUAUUGGUGCAGGCCCAUCGGGCAUUGCAAUGGGACACAAAAUGAAGCAUGAGUUGGGCUUCGAAGAUUUCACAAUCUACGAGAAACUCGACGGUGUUGGCGGGACGUGGCGAACCAACACUUAUCCUGGAUGUGGCUGCGACGUCCAUUCACAUUUGUACUCAUUCAGCUUCAACCUCAAUCCAAACUGGUCCAAGCAACUCGCAGAGCAAGCCGAGAUAUUGCAGUAUAUCGAAGAUACGGUCGACAAGUUUGACCUACGAAAGCAUGUUCACGCUUCCGUCGAGUGUCUGGGUGCAAAGUGGGAUGUGCAGAACAAGCACUGGGCGGUGACAUUUAGAGACCUCACCACCGACAUCGUCUUUACCCGCAACGCCACCAUGCUGAUCUCCGCUGUUGGGGGUAUAUCUGCGCCGCGAGAUGUCACAUUUCCGGGUAUGGAAACUUUCAAUGGGCCAAUUUUCCAUACUGCUCGCUGGGAUCACUCCGUUUCUUACAAAGACAAGAACAUUGCCGUCAUUGGUAAUGGUUGCAGCGCCGUUCAAGUCAUACCGGCAAUCGCCAAAGAUGCCAAAUCUGUCAAGCAGUAUGCACGAAGCCCCCAAUGGUAUCACGAGCGUCCGAACCGCCACUUCAGCAACUUUGAGAAGUGGUCCUUCCGUUGGGUACCAUUCUUGAUGCGUUUGCACAGAUGGAACAUCUUCUGGUCUAUUGAUAAGCAGUCAUACAGCUAUCGUGGCACCGACGCUGGGGUGAAACAGCGUCUGAAGGAAGAGGAGGAAGCGCGUCAAUACAUCUACACAAAAGCGCCAGAGAAGUACCACAAUCUCCUGGUUCCGGACUUCGAGCUUGGCUGCAAGAGAAAGAUCGCAGAUCCGGAAUAUCUGGACUCAUUGAACAGAGACAAUGUGGAACUUAUUCCUGAGGGCUUGCAGCGCAUUACUGAAGAUGGCAUCAUCAGCACUUCCGGAAGAGAUGAUAGGUUUGACAUCAUCGUCACAGCCACUGGCUUCAAAGUGUCACAAUUCCUGACACCCAUGGAUGUCAUUGGCGCAAACGGAUCCACUCUAGAGCAACAAUGGAAAGAGAACCGCGGCGCACAAGCAUACUUGGGAACAUUCGUUCACAACUUCCCGAAUAUGGCCAUCUUGUUCGGACCAAACACCUUCCCUGCAAAUAACUCUGCGCUGUACGCAUGCGAAGUUCAAGUCGACUACACUGCUCGAGCUCUCGUCAAGCCGCUUCUCAGAUCUCGAGCCGAAACAAUCGAGGUAAAAGAGUCGGUUGAAAAUCGCACUACCAAUGAUAUCCAGUUGCGUCUUCGAAACAGCGUCUUUUCAGGUCGUUGCACCAACUGGUACAUUGGCGAGUUUGGACGCAAUGCGGCUUCGUGGCCAGGGUUGGCAAUCGAGUUCUGGAUUGCCACU
Aureobasidium pullulans EXF-150 is the source of this 1431-nucleotide messenger RNA. RefSeq names its product monooxygenase. Gene Ontology annotation, molecular function: flavin adenine dinucleotide binding; N,N-dimethylaniline monooxygenase activity; NADP binding. The transcript has 5 exons. The annotation marks the transcript as partial. NCBI's taxonomy places the organism in Eukaryota, Fungi, Ascomycota, Dothideomycetes, Dothideales, Saccotheciaceae. The record is from RefSeq and is a predicted model, not a curated record.